Molecule: messenger RNA, 7718 nt
Organism: Polychytrium aggregatum
Lineage: Eukaryota; Fungi; Chytridiomycota; Chytridiomycetes; Polychytriales
Product: golgi-body localization protein domain-containing protein
Exons: 7
Coding region: 100-7620 (2506 amino acids)
Source: RefSeq, a predicted model, not a curated record
CGCCCUAUCGUCCAUUCCGGCACUCGCAGACCUUCCUGGCGACCCUCGGCUGCCUCGCUGCCUUGCGCCGAGCCAAGGCAUCUCGUAGCAAGCCGUAUCAUGACCGCCUCGCUGGUGCACAGCGCCGCCAUUGUUCUCUCAACCUUUGCCGUCUCGCUGCUCUUUCUCUGGCUGCUGGCUCGCUAUGUUGCCGACAGCUACGGCUUCCGAAUCGGCCUGAGCCCAACUUCGAUUCAGGUCUCCAACCUCCGCUUCGCUGCGUCCAGCAUCCAGGUCUCGCUUGGCUCCAUCCGCAUCGAAUGGUUUCGGUGCUCCGAUGCACUCAUCCGCAUAGUAUUGGAAUCGCCACACAUCGUCUCGACUCUGCCCGCAGCAACCCACCAGCGCCAGGAGCGGCCUCCCACAAAGUCUAUCGAGGCUGUCGCUCGACUCCUGAAGACGGCUGCUCUGGUUGCGCGCAAUGCAUACAUCCUCAAGUUUAUUCUUGGUUGCUGGUGGACGAGCAUCCUCAUCCAUGAUCUGCAGCUCGAGCUCCACACUCACGCGGGCAUCGGGCCCUUGCGCUUUGAACAGUCUCUGAUAUCGUUUGGAUCGCUGCGGAAACAGAGUCAAGAUAGCAGCCUCGACGACUGGCUGCAUGUCUUUGGCUAUGUCAUUGAGUUCUCGACCUUCAGACUCGCAAGCGGCUCGCAAGACAAAUCGGUCACCUUGGUCUCGACUGGUGCCGAUCGGACCCAGAGGCUAGUUCUCCGAAUCGGCGAAAAGAGGACUGCCCCCGGCGAAAUGGUCGACGUUCAAGUCAUCUCUGACGGCCUGGGCAUCUCUGUAACCGGGCUACGAGAGCUCAUUGCAGGCCCCAGCGCCUGCGACAUACCAACGACCCCAUAUCCCCCGGGCACGGCUUCCGAGCUGCCGGCAAGCAGUCUCCAUCAUGGACCCAAUUCCGGCAGCAUUCUUGCACAAAUCAACAAGCUUCUGGGCUCUCUCGAGAAUCUGAAUGUCGCCGUCGGUGUGGUCCUCAAGGACCUCUGCAUCACAGCGUCAGAGAGCGCCAGCACAACAGACGAAGCCGGCGUCCCACCGGCAGUCGUCAGCCUCAAACUCAACGAGAUGCAGCUCACAGUUACGGCCAUAUGCUCCAAAGACAGGCCAGCCAUCCAGGCCUCUGCCUCAGUGAAGCUCAAGGGCGCUCAUGCCGAAACGUCCGGCGCAUACGCUGCAAGCUAUCGAAAGAGCACUCUGGUAGACCUGGAUGAACUCGGAGUGGUGCUCGACAUGACGGUCGAAAACACAGAGGCUUAUCUCGUGAGCUCCAGCCUCGAUGUCUCUGUCGUCCGCCCGACGCUGCAUGUGUCGAACGUUGCUCUUGAGCACAUCCUUGCGAUUGUGUCCAAAUCUCUUCCGCCGCGGGCGUCACCGCCGAGCAACCCGCCGCCAUCCACUCCGGUCCCUGGGCCAACCGAAUUGCCGGGCUUGCGAGACCUCGUGCCGCUCCUGCGAUUCAAGUCAAAUAUCAAGAUCAGCCACGUCGUGCUUGGCGCCAGCUGUGUCUCGAAUCGGCCGGGUGGACUGGAGUCCCUCGUCACCUUUGGCAUUCGAAACAUCGUCGUAAAGGCGGAGAAGCUGGUGGGGGAUGCCUCCAGCAACUCCAGCACCGAGAUCAACACCAUCGAUCAAUUCUCAGUGAUAGUGAGCGUGAGCCAAGCCGAGCUUGCAUACGGUCUCGCGCGACCAUCAUAUCACGAGGCUGUUGUCGCCCAGCGCAUCGCAACGGUGCCGUCAUUGAACGUGGGAUCGGUUCUGUCGCUGGAUGCCAACUUUGGCAUUGACGUCAAGACUGGGAUCGAGAUCCCCGAGGUCUGUCUCGCUGUGUCAAGACUGGACUCGUCGGACACAUUCGAGCGACACCACAUGGGCGCCUUUGACCCAUGGGAGAGACUCGAGGCCCACGAGCUGUUCGUUUCGAAUCUGGAUGCUGCAGUGACCGCCCUACUUCCCAAGUUGCGCGACGUGAUGGGCAGCUCUGCGAACAGGCCCGCUCGUCCGUCCAGCGACGCCGAUGGGAGCGCAUAUCCGGCUUUCUUCCAGACCCAGGCGAUGAUAUCCAAGCUCAGCAUCACCGCCACAACAGGCCGGAAAGACUUUGGAGUGGUAUUGCAAGUGACUGACUGUGUUGCCGAGUCGACGAGCGACUGUAUCCUCCAUUGCUCGCUCGAGACGUGCUCGGUACAGUCUCUGUUUAUGACUGACGACAAAUCGCUGACACAAGAUGUACUCGGCAAUCCCCUGACGAUCGCCAAGCUGGACGCAACUGUUUCACGUUCGAGUCCCGGGGACGUGAUUGUUGACGUUGAAGUGAACAGCGUCGACAUUGAUUUCAACAUCGGCAUUGCCUACACCAUCCUGCAUACGUUUGCAGAUCUCCGGGUGAUGGCAAAGUCUUUCCAAGCUGUUGCGGCACGGAUGCCUCUUAAAGGCACCAAAGGAAACCACUCUCCAUCAGGUCCAUUGAUUUUGAUCCAAAGCACACUGUCGCAUCUGCGCAUACAUGCAGAGCUUCCAGGAAAACUGGAGGCGCGAAUCCAGGCCAGCCCCGUCAGCAUCCACGCUGUCAAUCAAGGCAAAGUCAAGGUGCUGGUCGAGCGCAUUGGAGUCCAUAUCGAUGAUCCUUCGGACGAAAAAGUGUCUUUUGACCUAGUGACCGGCACAGAGCUUGAGGUGAACCUUUCGAAGCAGCAAAGCACGUCCGAGGCACGCCGCUCAACCGUCAAGAUCGAGGUUCGGGGAGGGGAGUACGAGCUGGUCGUGCCCCACAACUUUGAGUUCUCCAACCUGCUGGAAGACACGGUAAACACUGGAAAGGCGCUCAAGAUUCUCGCCAAGCGCCUGUUCAGCGAUAGCGAGGAAGAGCUAGGUGAGGCGGCCAGCUACCCGACCCGAAUCCAAAACGACCGACUUCCUAUCAUUGUGGUAGAGGUCCGUCGAUUGCAUCUCAAGCUCAUGGACGAUCCAUUCGAAGUGCAGCUGCGCCAGAGCUAUAUCGCCGGCAUGCAGGAGCAAAUUGGACGGAUUGCUCGUGACGCAGCGUUCCGAAAGAAGGCAAAUGCGAUGCGAAGCAAACGAGAGACCGAUGCGGAAGCAGGCGGACCAUCGACGCUCGAAGAGAUCGAGAAGGCAUGGUGGCUGUUACAGACAUUCAAUUCUGACUCGUGGAUCAGCCGCAUCAAGGCCUUCAAGUCCAAGGAAGGCCCCGGUCAAUGUCCGCUUGUCUGGUGUACCAUUGAGGGGAUUUCCAUCUUGGUUGAGCCGCCAACGUUGCCGGCCGAGACUGUUGAGGAGUCUCUACACAUCCUGGACGCACAAACGCCUGCCGAUCUUGUCUACGACGAAGUGAUUCCUCGAAACGUAACGCUGACGCUGGCAUCGCUGACGCUCCGGCUACGAGACUACCCGUUCCCACUCGUGAAUGUCCCGGCUGAAGGUCUGCGCAUGUUCAAAACCCAGGGGCUUCUGAUCAUCUCAGAGCAAUGCGCCUCGAUCGAGUCCAAGCGCAUCGUCAGUCUGCCUGUCCAUCCACUCCUCCAUGUCGAUCCCCUGGUGGUUACACGCACGAUCAACCCAACCAAGGUCUACGCCCGAAUGCAGACCAACGUGAUCACAUCGUCGACAAUCUUCUUCUGCUGGGGAGCGUGCUUUGAAGCGCCGCUGGCAGAUAUGGUCCGUGUACUCGAUACCUUCACCAAGGCUAAUGUCGAUCCGAGUCCCCCGGUUGGCUGGUGGGACAAGCUCCGCCUGAUUAUGCAUGGUAGCCAUAUCCUCAAGUUCUCUGGCGGCGGCGACUUGCGUCUCCGGGUUCCUAGCACCGCGUCGCCCUAUCUCGACUCCAAAAAGUUCUCAGAUCAUGCUGGCGUGGAGCUGGUCAUGUCCAAGGGCAUCACGAUCCUCAGUGGUGGAGCAACCCAUGCAGCCACCGGUAUGACCGAAGACACAGUCAUUGAGUGUGGCGAGUUCUGCUGCGUCGCCCCAAAGGUUCUGGUUGAAGGACGGCGGGGCCAUGGAUGCGAUGUCGUCGUCGCCAGGCUCCGCGGUGGCAUCCGAGUCGGCGUAGGUGUCGACUACUUCACAUCCUCCAACCCAGAGAUGGGUCAACACAGCGAGGCGCCGGUGUAUCGCGACCACAGCCAAAUUGUGCUGAGGCAUCCGAUGUACGCCCUCGCCGACUCUGGGGAUAAUUUGGCGCCGCUACCGAACUCGACAGACUCCCAGAUCUCCCCACCUGAAUACGACGCCUUCCGGGGAUUCCGGGCCACGAGUCUGCAAAUCACCAUCAACAUCCAGUCUCCAAGACCCCUAUAUUACUCAAUCAACACGCCACUCAAUGGCCUGUAUCUGAAUCCAGAGAUCCUAUUCCGACUGAAGAAACUGUCGGAAGUGUACCAGUCGCCCCUAACCAAUCUGCCGAUCCGAAGUGGAUCGCUGUGGUCCAAAGUCAGCCUUCAGCCGCGCAAACCCAAGUUCAGCCGAGCCAUCGGCUCUGUGCGCAUUGCAGCAACUCUCCACCCACUCGUAGCCAGCUUGAUCAACCAGACGGAGGAUGCCAAGGGAGGAGUCGGUAUCCGCUGCCGCACCGCAGAGAUGGCCGUAGACAUGACUCUGUACCAGCAGUUUGUGACCCAGAGAAGUCGCGAUGAUCUGCGCAUCCGCAAGGAUGUUUCAAAGUGGAAGCUCGAAGACUCGGAGAUUAUCUUCACGGACUUUGAAGCGCGCACUCUCAGCUUUGGUAGCUGUGUCGGCGAUCUUGAGAACGAGGGUCUACCGUCAGCGCCCUCUCAGACAAACUGCAACUUCAACAACAAUAUGGACGCUGAUAUGGACGAGUCGCUCGAGUGGUCCAUGAAGGAAGACCUGAUUUACGUCGAUCGCAUUGAGGAUAUCACGAUGAACUCGUUCCUGUGGACGCCAAAGCUGUUCUACUAUCGACGGAGCAAGAAAAAGCGACACAUCGCCAAGCGGGACAAGGUUCUUCCGGAGCAAGAGACAUGGAGCACGCAGAUCGUCCUGUUCAAGCAACGGCUGCAGGAGAUCGAGGCAUCGAUCCACCGCUAUCUCUCUGAGCAGAGCGACCUUGAGCAGCGCGGAGAAUUCUAUGACAACUCACUGUACCAGCAGAAAAGCAACAUUAUCCGCGAGAAACUCGCGGUACUGGGAGAAAAGAAGACAGUCGUCGAGAAGUACAUGAAAAAGUGCACCGAGAAUCUCAAGCGGUCCAAGAACGCAGCCCUCUCGGGCCUGCUCCAGCAGCAGCACACACACUUUUCGCACUACUAUAUCCUGCACAACAUCAAUCUGUACUGGAAGAAGAGCAUCCGCAAUACCCUGCUCCGGCUCAUCGAUCUGCAACAAAAGAGAAUUGCCAUCCACUACUUUCUGUCAAUGACAAGUCUCAAGAAUGUACAGGACUGGCUGACGUCGGUGUACGAGCGAGCACCCAGCAACGCCGGGGCAGAUUCGGUGCCGCCCGUGCCGGGAGUGCUUGCCAAGACCGCCAAGGCUGUGCCGUCGGAAAGCCUGUCGGUCAAGAUGCUCGACGACAAGGACGCCCUUGAGCUUCUGCAAACACUCUUGGAUGAACGCAGCACCCGGUUCGUUGUCCACGACCAAGCCGGCGACGAGGGCGUGUCAUGGAGCUCGACACAGGGAUACCAAGAGGACGACGAGUACGCCUCUCGGGCCGGCGUCAACGACAAGUACAUCCGCUCGGACAACGUUGACUCGCCCGACUAUGUUUCCGAAAUGCAUCGCCCAUCGGAAAACUACAUCAUCCACUUCAUCAACCCACAAAUCAACUUUGAGUCGUAUCCGAAGAACGCCCCUGGCCAACUCGAGGCGGUCGUGGUUGCGGCUCAGACAAUGCAGCUGCGGCAAAUUGACAUCAUCGACGCCUCGAUCAAUAUUGACGAAGAGCUGGACUUGCAGGAGAACAUUGUGAAGAAGCGGACGAUUCUCAACGUCCACAACGCUCAGCUGUUUGCCCUUCGCAAGUUCGACAUCGAGGGCGCAGCCGAGACGGAUCUCGAAAACAUAUCCAUGACUCGCCAGAGCUGGCCGGCAUGGGUGCCCCUCGAAUGCCUCAUCGACCACUCGUCGCACACAGGCCAUCUCAACCGGAUCGUCGAACAGACUUCGGCCAGCUUCCACCGCGACCAACUCAACCCUUUGUAUCUCAAGAAGGUGGGCUCGCAGCAAGACCAUCCUCUGGACCUGUGCGAUACCGUGCAUGUCAACUUCCCCAACUUUGCUCUCACGGCCAACGCGAGCCACUACCUCGUGCUGUUCAACGUCAUCACCGAGCUGCUGGUCUACGAUGAUCCGCAUGUACGUGAGCGGAGCCAGCAGGUCCGCAAAAUGAUGCUGGCGAUCGAUCAGAUGGAGGACGUCCAGAAGAUGAUGGCCACGGUGGUCUCCCUCAGCCAAAAGAUCGAGAGUGCAUCGACAAUGCUGCGAUCUGUUGUUGGCACCCUGAAUUUGGGCGUGCCCGAUCUCGAAUAUUCGGGAAACAGCAGGGCCGAGAUUUACAAGCACCUGAGUCGCUACAGGGACGAGCUCUACGUUGUUAUGCAAGCCAUCAGCAAGUUCCACAGCACCGAAAGCAAGCGGAGAGACAUCACGCCAUCCAACAAACUCUUUGUGCACAUUGGCACGGUCGCCUGGAUCAUGCUGCUCGAUUCGGGCGACCGGCUGUGCGAAUGGAAGCUGACACAUGCCAGUUUUGGCUGGACACACAACCAAGAUCAGUCCAACGUCUUUCAGUUCGACAUCGAUCACGUCCUCGUCGAAAAUCUCAGCAAAGCGCCCGGUGGCUUCCGAGAGGUCGUCUCGCCGUACUGUUCGGACAAGAAGAAGAUAGAUUUUCGGCGGCAGAAGAUGCUCCGCGUCUACUGGAGCGAGAUGGCGCCGGUCGGCGGCAUCGCCGUGAUCGAUCACCUGGAGAUCAACUUUUUCCCACUCCUGAUCCAGAUGACCUAUGAUCUGGGCAAGCAGCUGCAGCUCUACAUCUUUCCGGAGAAGAAGCUGCGAUCCGCUGAGAAGGAUGCGCGGACUGGUGGGAUGCGAACGGCUGUUGCCACCGUCACUGGAGGUGAGGCGACGCAGAGGCCAAAGAAGGGCACUGGCUCGGGUCUGAGCGAGUUCAAAGUGAUGCAGGCCAGGGCAUCGGAGAACCGAUCCUUUAUCUACAUCAAGGUACCGGGUGUGCAACACUGCUUGAGCUACAAGGGUCCACGGGAGAAGAAUCUGGAGGACUUGAAUCUAUUCGCCUUCCGCAUGCCGACCCUGGAGUACCGGAACAAGACCUGGUCCUGGCUUGAUAUUCUGGAUUCGAUCAAGCGAGACGCUGCCCGAGCUGUAUUCAACAACACCGCAUCCCUCAUCAAGGAGAAGCUCAUGAAGUCGCGGAAGCCCGUCGACGGCGAGGGCAACACCACAGACUCGUCCGUGCAGACCAAGCCUGCCUCAAUCCCAUCCGAGGACGACGCCAUUGGCGCCGUGAGCGGGACAGAGUCCGGGGUCAAGAAGAAAGCGGCGAUCCUCAAGGCACUUCUGAACCGAAAUACAAGUUAGAAUCCCGUCGUGAACGAGAGCGGGUCGACGGCGCCCACAGAUGAGAUGAUCCAGGCCAGCGUUGGCCAACUGAGCGUGUGCUCGCUGGCUCGGAUGAU